Messenger RNA from Trichobilharzia szidati, 1550 nucleotides. The record is from the annotation of a GenBank genome assembly. Lineage: Eukaryota; Metazoa; Platyhelminthes; Trematoda; Strigeidida; Schistosomatidae.
CCAUUAAGUGUUGUGAAGAUUCAUACACACCGUCUACUCAACCUGUCACAGUAUCAAGUAGGUAAGGAGUUGCAAUUGUUGACCAUUCUGUGAGAGAAUCUAAAUUAAAUUGUAGAUGUAUUUUUAUUCGACCUAGGUCUGAGCACCUUUUUGCGGUGAAGACUAUGAAUUCCUAAAUCAUCCUUUACUGCACGGUAUGCCAAAAUUAAGUCACCUCUCCUCCUCCUUCGGUAUGAUAAUGGAAAGAGAUUUGAAUGCUCCAUCCUCUUGUCAUAGGAAGGUUUGGGUUACCACUAAUUAAUUUCGUUCCUACCCUCUGUACUCUUUCUAGGAUUUGUGCCCUCUUUUUGAAGCAUGAAAUCACCGCUUGUAUGCAGUACUCUAGAUGAGGCCUGCUGACAUACGUUGCAUAGAGUACUUAGAACAAAGACUCGUCUAGUCGUUCGUUUGAAAGCCCUUCAAAGUACUCAUGGCAUUCUAGUGUUAGCUGCGGCUCGAUUACAAUUUUCGGUUGUUUUUGCGUCAUGGUUUACAAUAAUUCCUAAGUCGUUUUGUCCCUUAACAUCUGGCAGUUCUUUGUUUCCCAGGGGGUACGAUGUGUGGCCAAGUUAAACUUUAAGCACCACUAAUUAGAUAGAAGGAGUAGCAUGUUGACAAGAAACUGAGCGGGCUUGUAGGUGUUGGGAGCAAAAGCAUUAUUUUUUUAUAUGUAUGUAUUCAUACUCUCAACUUUACCGUUAUAUUCUUCACUGUUUUUCAUAUCUCAGGAAGAUGGCCUUCUGUCUCAGCCUCGUUUAUCGAUGUCACUGCCUCUAUCUUUGAAAUCUUGGCUUAUCGAUGACUGGGAUUUGAUUACUCGUCAAGCUCGGCUUUAUGAACUGCCUGCCUCUCAGCCAAUAUGUAAUGUUUUAUCAGACUUCUUAGAAGCUUCUGAGGCUGAAAUUAGUCAGAAGUCAGAAUCAACUGGUGAAAUAAAAGAAGACUGCACUUCUUCUGAACCUGAGAACUCUCAGCUGACUACUACUACUACUACUACUAAGUUGCCAAUAAAUCCGCGUGUACGGCGUGAAUUUGUUGUUGGAAUUCAGCAUUUUUUCAAUCUUACUAUUGGUUCUCAUCUAUUAUACAAAUUCGAACGAUUACAAUAUGCUGAGCUAUUGAAACAUCAUAGAGAUAAGAGAAUGUCAGAUAUUUAUGGUUCAAUUCAUUUGUUAAGGUUGUUUGUUAAACUCCGAGAUAUGGUUUCAUGCGUCCGAGUCGAUGCGCAUAGUCUCCCUAUGCUAGAAGCUUUAGUUGCUGAGUUUUUGCAGUUUCUGCAACAAAAUGAAAGCCGUUGCUUCCGAAUUGAGGAUUACAGUGUGGCGACGGCAGAAUAUCAACGAAGAGCGAUGUGUUAAAUGUGCAUAUAACUAACUGUCACCGUUGUAAAAAAAACGAAAUUGAUGCGUAUGCUGUGAAAUGUACUCUUUAAUAUAAUUCCCUUAUUAGUUUGUUUUGAACAAAAUUUAUUGUUCGUAAUCGUUUCACCAAUUAUAAUCACACGACUUUGA